Messenger RNA from Naegleria lovaniensis, 381 nucleotides. RefSeq lists its product as uncharacterized. The record is from RefSeq and is a predicted model, not a curated record. NCBI's taxonomy places the organism in Eukaryota, Heterolobosea, Eutetramitea, Acrasida, Naegleriidae. The transcript has a single exon. Bases 1 to 381 code for a protein of 126 amino acids.
AUGGCCCAAUUACAACAUUUAAUUCGACAAAACGAUGAAAUUCAUGCCCAUGACGAAGGCAACAAUGGUUUCAGCAGUCAUCAUACUCCACCUUCUUCUUUCAACGUUCCUUCAAAACCAACAUCGGGAGGUGUUGGAGCCCUACUCUCUGCCCACGCCGAAGAACAGAAAAUGUCCAAGAUGAAGCGUCUUUCUACCAAUUUAGCUGAAUUAUUCUCAAAGAAAAAACCAAGUACACCAACCAGUGGCAGUGGUGGUCAUGAUUUUAAUGACACAACCUCAGAGUGUCAUUCAACAGUAUCGGCAGACCAAUCCAAGAAAAAGAAACAAGAAAAGAGGAAGAGUUUGUUUGGAAAGUUGUUAACGUUGAACAAGCAUUAA